GCUGUUUGACAGUUCACGUGACGGUAUACUUUCAGUCCGCUGGCAUGGCUUCGCAAGCUCCUGCUGAGUUUUGGCUGGGCAAGGAAACUUUGAAGGUUCCUAUGAAACUAUUUGCCCUAAAUCGGCGAAGGCUAUGUGAAAGACUAAAAAAGAAUCCAGAUGUCCCCAAAAAUGCUUACAUUGUACUACAGGGUGGAGAACAACAACAAAGGUACUGCACAGACACAGAUAUUGUCUUCCGACAGGAAUCCUUCUUCCAUUGGACAUUUGGAGUCACUGAAGCAGAUUGUUAUGGAGCUAUUGAAGUUGAUACUGGAAAGUCAAUCGUAUUUGUCCCUAAACUUCCGGAAAGCUAUGCAACAUGGAUGGGGCCUAUUCACCCUUGUGAACACUUCAGAAAAAAAUAUCAUGUUGACGAAGUGCAGUACACAUGUGAUAUCGCUAAUGUACUGGCCUCUAAAAAACCUUCUGUUCUCCUAACUCUGCGUGGCUUGAAUACAGACAGUGGAAGUACUACUCGAGAGGCUUCUUUCGAAGGAAUUAGUCAAUUUAAAGUGAAUAAUACUAUUCUGCAUCCAGAAAUCGUAGAAUGCCGUGUCAUUAAAACAGAUAUGGAAUUAGAAAUUCUUCGCUACACCAACAGGAUCUCAAGUGACGCUCAUAAGGAGGUCAUGAAGGCAGUGAAAGCGGGAAUGAAAGAAUAUGAAGCAGAGAGCUUGUUCCAGCACUACUGCCUUGCUCGUGGAGGAAUGCGUCAUACAUCUUACACCUGUAUCUGUGGCACUGGAAACAACUCCUCUGUUUUGCAUUAUGGGCAUGCUGGUGCACCAAAUGAGAAGACUGUUGAAGAUGGAGAUAUGUGCUUGUUUGAUAUGGGUGGAGAAUAUUACUGCUAUGCCUCAGAUAUCACCUGCUCAUUCCCAGUCAAUGGCAAGUUCACACCAGACCAGAAGGCUAUCUAUGAAGCUGUUCUCAAAGCAUCUCGUGCUGUAAUGAAAGCCAUCAAACCAGGGGUCCUUUGGCCAGAUAUGCAUCGUUUGGCAGACAGAAUCCACCUGGAAGAGUUGACUAAAAUUGGUAUCCUGAAAGGCAAUGUGGACGAUAUGUUAAAGGUUCAUUUAGGUGCAGUGUUCAUGCCUCAUGGUCUGGGACAUCUUAUUGGAAUAGAUGUUCAUGAUGUUGGAGGUUACCCAGAGGGGAUCAGUCGGAUUGAUCUGCCAGGUCUCAGAAGUCUGCGUACUGCCCGUUGUCUCCAGGAAGGAAUGGUUCUAACUGUGGAACCGGGUAUUUAUUUCAUUGAUCAUUUGCUAGACAAGGCAGUGGCUGAUCCAAAUCAGAAUUGUUUCAUCAAUAAUGAAGUGUUGCAGCGGUUCAGAAGAUUUGGUGGGGUGCGUAUUGAAGAUGGCAUUGCAGUCACAGCUAGUGGCAUGGAGUUGCUUACAUGUGUCCCUCGUACUGUGAAAGAAAUCGAAGCAUUCAUGGCUGAAACACCCGAGUUUUCUAAAUCAUUUUAACAUCUUUAAAGCCAACUGCAUCAAAGGAUAUACACUCUCUGUAAUAAUCAAAUAUUGAUAUUGCUUGUAGUGCUGUAUAUGAUUUCUUUUUAUCACUACUACUAAUAACCUGUCAAGCAAAAUUAACAGAAUAUUUGUUUCACUUUUUGUAAUCCACAAAACCAGAUCAUUGUAGUUAACCAUUUUAUAAUCAAAUGAACUAUACCCAGAAUUAUGUACUUUUAUAUCAGCUUUGGUAUAAUUGCUUUUUUGCUGACCAUUUAGAGUGACUGCUAAUAAACUAGCUAAUUAGGCAGUAACUCUGUACUAGAGAAAUAAAGCCAAAUUCCUUUUUCA
Molecule: messenger RNA, 1850 nt
Organism: Protopterus annectens (West African lungfish)
Lineage: Eukaryota; Metazoa; Chordata; Ceratodontiformes; Protopteridae
Gene: PEPD
Product: peptidase D
Exons: 15
Coding region: 45-1514 (489 amino acids)
Molecular function (GO): metalloaminopeptidase activity; manganese ion binding
Source: RefSeq, a predicted model, not a curated record